UUGUCAACAUCCCUUGUCUUAAGUAGGUAGAUCGAUUAUUGGCUGGUCCGCGUUGAUAUUCACAUUUACUAUUACAUAAUAAUCAAUGUCAACGGAAACUUCUAGUUCUAUCUCAUUAAAAGGUUCUGCUGAAUUAUUAACAGAUUAUUUUUUUUAUGCAUUAAAUAGUAUUUUAUAUCAACGUGGUAUUUAUCCAUCAGCAUCAUUUAAACAAAAUAUUAAAUAUGAUUUAAGUGUACUUGUUACAACGGAUGAAAAUCUUAUCAAAUAUUUAAAUGUUAUAUUAAAUCAAGUAAAAAAUUGGUUAGAAGAUGGAAGUGUACAUCGACUUGCAUUAAUAAUUAAAUCAGUAAAAACUGAUGAAGUAUUAGAAAGAUGGCAAUUUGAUAUGACAACUGAAAAAACAGAUACUAGUAAUUCAGUUGGGACAAAAUCUUUAGCACAAAUACAAAGUGAAAUUCAAGGUGUAAUACGUCAAAUUGUUGCUUCAAAUACAUUUUUACCAGUAUUAAAUAGUUCAUGUAAGUAUAUUUAUACUUUUAUGCUUAAACUUAUUUGAUGUGAUUAAUUCAUUAUUAAACUAGUUAGUUGAUCAUGAACACAGUGAACGUGAGUGCUGUUAGAGGUAUAAGGGGGGUUAUCACUUUCCGGUUUCCCACACUGUGAAAGGGUUCUUCUGGAGGUACCUGAAAAGGAAAUUGGAUUAGAGGGUGGUCUUAGUUAUCUGAGAGCGUGAUCGCAAUAUCUAAGGGACAACUACUUAAGGUCGGUCACACAUGACUCUUUAGUGAGUAAUUUACGUGUUAGCUCGGUAUUUAUUGAGACCUUACCGCUGGAGACGGAUAUCUGUGGGAUAAGGCGAGGUAUGCAUUUUUGGGAAGGCAACAUCGCUGUUAUGCUGGUUGUCUGAAGGCAACACCUUACUACUGUCACACCCCUGUAUAGUCAUCAGUACGACUUCGUUUUCGCACCUUGGGUUUGCUGCUUUUAGUCUUACCGUUCUUCAACCGACCUGUCUGGUAUGGCAGGACCUUGAGAAACGAUUUUUCCAGCCAGUAUAGCUCGAUUGAUUCAUCACGAUAGGCAAGCUCGAUCAUCACGUCAAGGUGGCAACUGCUUUUAUGAGUCCGGUGUUCGUCUUGCUAUUCUAAUGAGGUAUAGCAACUUGAACCGAUGCAUAUAUG
Molecule: messenger RNA, 1184 nt
Organism: Schistosoma bovis
Lineage: Eukaryota; Metazoa; Platyhelminthes; Trematoda; Strigeidida; Schistosomatidae
Source: the annotation of a GenBank genome assembly